This is a messenger RNA of Ficedula albicollis (Collared flycatcher), 3497 nucleotides long. It is a transcript of the gene TDG, whose product is annotated as thymine DNA glycosylase. The record is from RefSeq and is a predicted model, not a curated record. The coding region runs from base 41 to 1444 and encodes 467 amino acids. Gene Ontology annotation, cellular component: nucleus. Gene Ontology annotation, molecular function: mismatch base pair DNA N-glycosylase activity. Lineage: Eukaryota; Metazoa; Chordata; Aves; Passeriformes; Muscicapidae. Gene Ontology annotation, biological process: base-excision repair, AP site formation. The transcript is spliced from 10 exons.
AGGCCUGUAGUACCUGUGCACGACCUCGGCCCCCGCGAACAUGGCCAGCAUGCUGGCCGCCAGCGCCCGCAGGUACCUGGGCCAGGGCACGCCGGCGGGCAUGGCUGCGGGGGCGGGCCCUGCGCACGGGCCGCGCCGGACGUGCGUCAUCCCCGCCGCCGCCGGGCGGGGGAAGGGAACGGGGAAGAGGGAAGAGGGUGCGGAGGCCCGCCCUCAGCGGGGAGCAUCGCGCCAGGCGGGAUACUACGCAUAUCUUCAGCAAGCUCAAGCGUUUUACUCGUUCCCCUUCCAUCAGAUGAUGACUGCAGUGCCCAAUAUGGAAAUGAUGACUGAGCAGCCGACUCUAGAGAGCAUUCCAGAGCCAAACGUUGCUCAGGAGCUUCCGAAAGAAGUUAAAAAAGGGGGAAGGAAAAGAAAAGCCAAAGCAACUGAGCCAAAGCAACCCAAAAAGCCUGCUGCUAAAAAAGAAAAACCAGCCAAGUCAAAAGGCAAACAAGAAAAGAUCACAGACACUUUUAAAGUCAAAAGAAAAGUGGACCGUUUUAAUGGUGUAUCUGAAGCUGAACUUCUGACCAAGACUUUGCCUGAUAUUUUGACCUUUGAUCUGGACAUUGUGAUAAUUGGCAUAAACCCUGGCCUGAUGGCAGCUUACAAAGGACAUCAUUACCCAGGACCUGGAAACCAUUUUUGGAAGUGUCUGUUCAUGUCUGGUCUAAGUAAUGAACAGCUGAACCACAUGGAUGACCACACCUUGCCACAUAAAUAUGGAAUUGGAUUUACAAACAUGGUUGAAAGGACAACACCUGGAAGCAAAGACCUCUCCAGCAAAGAGUUUCGGGAAGGAGGGCGAAUUCUGAUGCAGAAGCUACAAAAGUAUAAACCUCGUAUAGCAGCUUUUAAUGGAAAAUGUAUUUAUGAAAUUUUUAGUAAAGAAGUUUUUGGAAUUAAAGUUAAGAACUUGGAAUUUGGGCUGCAGCCACACAAAGUGCCAGAUACAGAAACUCUCUGCUACGUUAUGCCAUCGUCCAGUGCAAGAUGUGCUCAGUUUCCUCGAGCCCAAGAUAAAGUUCAUUAUUACAUUAAGCUGAAAGACUUAAGGGAUCAACUGAAAGGCAUUGCACCCAACACAGAGGUCCAGGAGGUGCAGUACACCUUUGACUUGCAACUUGCACAAGAGGAUGCUAAAAAGAUGGCUGUCAAAGAGGAAAAGUAUGACCCAGGCUAUGAAGCAGCAUAUGGAGGAGCUUACUGUGACCGUGCACCAUAUGACACUGACCAGUGCAGCUUGUCUUCAAAUGGAACUGCAGGAAGCAAUCCAAAGUACUGCGAGGGGUCGUCCUUCGGUGAAGUUCCUAACGGACAGUGGAUGACACAGUCCUUUGCAGACCAGAUUCCAGAGUUCAAUGCUGGCAUGACACAGGAGGAGGAGGGAAGCAGUGUGUAGGAGCUGUUCCUUCUCGACUAUGCACACAUGCUGCAGUUUUAAUGCAGUCAUCAAGACUGGUACCUCAGUUCUCCAACUGAAGCAUCUGAAUAGUAUUUUACCUCCCCUAGUUAUUUUAUUAUAGUCCAAAGUAAGUGUGUGGUAGGCUGAAAUUGAUGAACUAGAUAAUUUUAAGGAACUGUCCAAACUUUUUUUAAAAAAGUUAGCCUUUUUUUGUAUAUGAGUUUUAUAUUUAAUGUAUACCAUUUCUUGCAGUUUUUGACAAAUUGCUUUCUCAUUUGUGAAGAUUUCUUUGGGGCGUUAAUUUUAUUCCAUAAAUGGUAACAUGGUAGGAACAGCAGCACUAUACUUUUUACUGAUGCCUCAAUGUUUGGAUCUCUCAUAAUACUUUUAUAUCCAGAGGGGAAAAUGGAAAGUGUACCCUCACCUUGUGUGAAGCGGUGUUUUUAAUCACACACAGUUUAGGAAAUUGUGUUUUUUAAGCCUGCCUUUUACUGUCUUAAAAAGUGUAGAAAGUUGUGUUCUGCAGCUGUGAGUGCUGUCUUCUGGGUGGGACAAGAGAGCUCUGUCUGUUCAGUGAGUGGACCAUAUUCAGGAAGAAGGGAGUGAAGACAUAAUCUCAAGUCACAACACUGGGGAGGAAAAUUUAUGUCACAUAGGACAGGGGCUAAAUAUUCUAACUAAGCUGUCUUAGGAUAAGGUUUCCCUACCACUCCAUCUCUUUCCCCCUUAAAUUCCAAUGUAAGGAAUUGGAAUUCCUUUUAAAAAAAUUUAGAAACAAACAGCAGUGGUAGGUCUUGAAUUCUGUGGCAUUUAAACUCCAUUAUUUCCAUUAAGUUAGUCCCUUCACCUGACCUUUUGCUGGAGAUAACCCCUUUGAACAUGACAGAGAAUUGAAAGACUGCAUUCUGUUUAAAAAUCAUGUACAGCUAAGUUAUUUAUAUCAUGUACCAUUAGCACAGGGUGAAAUAGAUUUGCAGUUUUUAACAUUAAGUACUCUUCAAUCUGUAGGACCUUAGAGGGUGUUCCCUUUAUUCUGCUUAAAAGUUAAAAACACUGAGUUGAAUAAGGGACAGCUGUUCCAUGAAGAAGCAGCUGUCUGUUAAAACUGUAACUCUCUUCUGAGGAACUUGCCUAAAUGAUACACAUUUUUGGUCAAUAUUAGUGACUGAGAAAAAAAUGCGAUUCCAUCCUGGUGCCUAACUCUCAUCUUCUUUCCCUCUUUUAUAAUGUGAGGAAAAGAUGAAGUAAAAGCAAUAAGCUGAUCAAAACACUGAAGUUUUGAUGAUCUUAUGACAAUAGGUGCUUCACAUACUUGAAAACAAACAGUAUCUCCACACUCCAUGCCGGUCAGAGAUUCCUGUACCAGUGUGAUUUUUCCUCUCUUCACAGCUAGUGACAGUUGGCAAUUGUGUAUAACUGGUUAGUGUAGGUUCUAAUCCUGCUGUAACACCUCUUACACAGAUCACACACUGUCACCCUGUUGUGAGGCAGGCAUGAUGUUUACAGUUUCUUCCCAAAUCAUGUGGCUUAUUUCUGAGAAUCUUAAGUGAGUGUGCAUUAUGAUUCUGAUUGUGUUUAUUAGCUGCAGCAUAAAGCUGUUCCACAUAUUGUCAGAAAGGUAUAGGACUUGUCUUGUCUGUUUAUUUAAAGUAUACUGUAUCACAUAUUGCUGUUUACAUGGAUGUUUUCCUGCAGGUGCUCAAAGUAUCUUGCAUCAGGGAUUUGUUACAAUUCAGUUUUAUUUUUAACAAAAUUAGAAGCAUGAAAUUAGCACUGCUGGGUAUGUAGCAGAGUAGGAUGUAACUCCUGAAAAGCUAUCUUAUUUGAUUGGAAGGGAAAGGUCUCCUCCUUAAUGGACUCACCCACUUGGGUGUCUGGGUAUAAAAUACAGUUGAGUGUACAAUAUCCAUUCCACUAAAUACUGCAAUUCUGUGUCCUCCCUCAAAACUGGUGCUCUUUUUGUUACAGUGAUACAGAAGUUCUUAAUCUGUCUUAAAUCUAUUAAUGUUUCACAAUAAAAUCAGGAAUUGUACUGCAGUGUAUUGGAAUG